AUGGAGGAUACUAACGCAACAGUAGCUGCUAAGAAGAUUAAUGCUGGGAAAGGCAUAGUCGGCUACAAGAAAGUACUAGAGUACUACGUUGGUGAACGACCAAACGGCGUGAAAACGUGUUGGUUAAUGCAUGAAUACUCGUCUGAGUCUUCUUCUGUUGAUAACGAGAAGGUCGAUCAUGCUUUGAUUUAUCUGACUUCUAAGGGAGCAAAGAAGAAGAAAGCAGAUCAGGAAGAAGAGAAUGAGAAGCUUAAGAAAGACGAAGAGGCGGUUGAACAUCUGGAUUUGCAUCAACCGGACCAAUCGCAGCUUCAUGAUAUGGUGCAUCAACAGCCACAGUACUGUUUACUUGACAUGAUCGAUGCAUGGCUAAAAACUGUGGAGGAACAACAUAGUGUGAGUGUCGAAUGUCGAUACUCAGCAGCAACAACAACAAGAGCAAUGUACACCGAUUCUUCCUCAGGAUAUGGUGUAUCAACAGCCAGAGAACCAGUGAUCCCAGAGGAUUAUGAAGUUUUCGUUGCUGAUUUCAUUAAGCCACACUCAUUUCAAUGA
Messenger RNA from Camelina sativa (false flax), 555 nucleotides. The record is from RefSeq and is a predicted model, not a curated record. Lineage: Eukaryota; Viridiplantae; Streptophyta; Magnoliopsida; Brassicales; Brassicaceae.